Umbelopsis ramanniana AG is the source of this 1328-nucleotide messenger RNA. RefSeq lists its product as uncharacterized. The record is from RefSeq and is a predicted model, not a curated record. NCBI's taxonomy places the organism in Eukaryota, Fungi, Mucoromycota, Umbelopsidomycetes, Umbelopsidales, Umbelopsidaceae. The coding region runs from base 111 to 1115 and encodes 334 amino acids. The transcript has a single exon.
AAAGAGAGCGAAAGAGAGACUGCACCAACGAAAAUCGCUACAUAAGUCUCUUUAAGACAUUUUUCUGAACUACUUUUUCUACCUUCUGUUUUAUGUGUAUUAAGGCUUAGAUGCCAGUACAUGAAGACAUGAUAAUGCCCUCCCCAUGCAGACACUCUCCCUCGAACCAACAACUGAGCCUUGAACUUGUUCUUUCGAAUCAAACCACCCAUCCUUAUUCAUUGCAAGAUUUCGCAGAGUACUUACGGCAAUCCUAUUGCUUUGAAAACUUGGCAUUCUGGUCAUCCGUCGUUCGCUACCGACAGUGCGCUAUCGUUUUCUUCACCGUCGACCCUGAUGCACAGCAAUGUGCACUAGAGGCCACUAGUCCUACAGAUUGUUCGAUUUCCUUAGACUCCUUGAACUCGCCUGUACUACUUUCGUCGGGAGUGCACUUUCGAUAUACUGUAGCUGAAGAGCACUUUUUAUCAGCUGAAGAAUCCAUACGCUGUGAACUCCUCAAACAAAAAUUCUCGUAUAUUAUAGAUACCUAUCUUUCACCCAAUUCUCCACAAGAAAUUAACAUACACUGUGAAAUGCGCCAAACGAUACUGGACCAAUGGCAGACGCAUGGCUGUUAUCACCCAGCUGUUUUCGAUAGCGCCAGAAAUUCUAUUUUGGAAUUGAUGCGAGUUAACUCUUUCAUACCUUGGGUCUCUCAAAUCAAGCAAUCAUUGCCACAACAUCCAUUGGAUGCUUCUCCGACAAGGUCCUCAACCCUAUUUUUACUGCGCAAAUCCAUUAGAAGCAGCAACUCGUCUAUUGGCUCAGAGGAAGAGGAUGAUAUGGAUGAUGAUGGUUCAACCGACCGGCCGCACCAUUAUUCCACAAGCGCCUUUUUCAAGCGCUUCACAGCAACACCAUGGAAAACAAAAGACCAUAAAGAUAGCUCCUCUGUUGAGACCCAAGAUACGGAAAAACCCUCAAAAGGCUCCCCACAUUUGUACAACGCUUUCUUGCCUCGCCGACCGGUGUCAUCUCCUGCCAUUAGUAAAUCGUCUUCGUCUUCGACCGAAAAUGUGAAUGUGUCUGAAUCCAAAUCAUGGACUUGGAGGAAAGGCAGUACAAAGGGUUAACAAAAAAAAAAAUAAGGACUAAAUAUAUGUUAGUCAAAGAAAAAGUUAUAUUCACCCAUUCUAGAUUUUUCCCUCAUCACCUCUGUAUACCCACCCCAAUCCCCCUCUACCCAUCCUUGUAAUAUUUCCAUAGAGCCUAUGUAACAAUUCCACAUCACAGUGUAAUAAAAGUGUCCACCAAUAUUACCCAAGUAUUUCGCGCAGGCUAACAAA